AUGCAGCAAGGGAGGAGCUGGCCACUACCCCUCCUUCCCUCCCCCUUGGCUCCCUUUAAAUUCCUCCCUCCUCAUAUGGCUUCUUCAAGGACUCUAUCUCCCUCUUGGAUCUAUCGACCCUCAUGGGCUGCAGCGACUAAUCCCAAACACAAUUUUUUGUGUCCCCUUCGGAAGAUGUGUAGAGUUCUUGCUCGAGUGCUUACACCACCUCCUUCCAUUCUUGGGUUGUUACGACCUCCUUCCUUGCUUAGGAUGUUGGUUUCUUUGGCUUUGGGAAGUGUUUUCCUAGAUUUGUUCUUGGAUUGGCUAUUGUUUCCCUCUUGGUGCUUUGUUCUUUCACUCAUCAUUAGUCUUGGUGGCGAUGUCUCGGUCUUCAUGGAAGCAGCGGCAGCGGUACUUUGGCGUUUGGUGGUGUUUCUACUUUUGGUUGGCUUUAGCUUUAUGCUAGUUUUGUAA
Messenger RNA from Prunus armeniaca (apricot), 456 nucleotides. The record is from the annotation of a GenBank genome assembly. NCBI's taxonomy places the organism in Eukaryota, Viridiplantae, Streptophyta, Magnoliopsida, Rosales, Rosaceae.